GGAAACAUUUGGGUCGAAUGUGAUUUGGUGAAAAGUGCAUAAUAAAUAAUAAAUUGUAAUAUAAAUGUUGGUGUUUAUCCUCGUUGCUACCUGUGAGGAGUGGUGUGUUGCUGUGGCGCCAGCCAGCAGCGCCAGUGAUUGUCACCGCUCUGCUCUGUCUCCAUCUCCUCUGCUGCUUCUCUCGACGCGCAUUGGACGGCUGACAGUGCGUAAGCUCCACUGAAAACUGUAGCCCACACAACCUGUCUACAUAAACACCGAAAGAUGAAGGCUGGAAACCGGACUUGUGCUGAAUAUUUUGAACCGGUUGUCUAAUUAGAAGGAGCAUUUUUUGGGGCUCUGCGCGCUCUUGCUCUGCUGCGCUGCUGGAGUUGCGCGCAGGACUCCGCGGAUCGUUCAGGUCGUCUUGGGUAUGGAUGUAUGCUGACUUUAUGUUGCAAUUUCUUUACUUUGAUAUAUUUACCACACAUGAUGCCGGGCUGGAGCUGCUGCCAUUCCUCCCCCAAGUGUCGGACUCUACCCACUGCACAGCAGCCAACUUCAGGAGCCUGGUGAUGCGGAGGACGCAGAGCAGACAAACUGACAACAAGGGAUUGAAAACGUUUUGCCUGUUUUAUUUGUCUGUUUUUUGUGUGGGGAGAAAAUAGUUUUGGAGCUAGAUGAAGGAGCCACUGUGAAGAUGUAUCACCACAGACGCUUCACACUGGGUUUAAGCAUUUAACGAGGCGUCUGAGAUGCGUUUUCUCCUCCACAAAAUGCUCCAAAGAGUGAUGCAAAGCUGCGCACAAGUUCCCUGUGUUCAGUUGUUGAAUUUUCCAGACAGAAACAAGUAGAUAAGACACUCGUGAGAAGGCUUUCAGCGUUGUUUUUAGGAUUUUCUUUUACUGAAGACUGGAUGAGACGCAGAAAAAGAUGCUCUCUCUCUUUCAUAUUUUACUAACGAUGCUGCAAGGAGGAUUUUUUCCUUUGAACUAAGCCAUUUCGGCUUCCAUACAAUUUCUGGGGGGAUUCUUGUUUUUCCUAAAGGCUCAAAGAAACAUGUUGCAUAUCCUUGCGCUUCAGUCGGUGGUGUUACUUUUUGGAGUAGCCGACUGUCGAAUCGUGGAGGGGCUGCAGAGAUAUUCCUCCAUCCCCACUUACCUGCCUGUCAACUACCAGGUGCUCAACGCUGACUUGGCGUUCUUCCUGAAGGAGGCCAACCAGGACUUCAUGAGGAACUCUAGCCUGAUGUCACGGACUGAGCCCUUCUUCAUCUACCAGGCCAGAAGUUUGCCCUCGGUGAACGCGAGCUAUGGGCCCCUCUCUCUGGAGCAACCCGUCCCUUUAGAGCUCCUGCAGACCCCGGGGACGUUUCCCGCCUCCUCCGUUUUUACCUUCAACUGGAAGGUGCAGACCUUUAUAAUGAAUACCAGGAUUCACUUGGCCAAACCCAGAGUCCAAGUGCUGUUUUACAUCGCAGGCAGGGACUGGGACGACUACAGCGCCAUCGACAAGCUGCCCUGCGUGCACAUGUUUGCUUUCCAUGAAACCCAAGAGGUGCGUGGCACCUGCCAGCUGAAGGGGGAGCUGGGGCUGUGUGUGGCCGAGCUUGAGCCUUUGGCCAGCUGGUUCAGCCCGCCCAGCGUGGUGCCGGGGCGCCAGAGGAACCUGGAAGUGUCCGAGGGCACGCCGGUGGAGCUCUACUACAUGCUGCAGUCCACAGAAGCAGGAGAGUGCCACUCAGAGGAGGCCAGGAAGGACAGCUUCAUUCGCUCGAGCCAGGAGGGGCUUUUUGGUUCGUAUACCUCAACGCCGCUGAAGAGAAUCGGUGGUGUGAGGCUGUACCAGAACCCCACUCCACCACCCCUCGCUGAACACAGGCUGGAUAAUAACUUCAUGGUCAUGGUGCCGGCCACGCCAAUGAGGCAGAGGGAAACCAUCUCUGCUUUUAUCACGGUGUCAGCCUUCUCUCCCGUGGAGAUGUUUACUCUCAGAGUCAAGUUGAAAGAAGGAGUGACAUUUCUCGGGGCUCGUCCCAGCAACCCGACUCAGUGGAUUGUUAGCCAGGAUGUGAGGAGUGAAGGCCAUCGGGUGGUGACUCUCCACUGCCGCAGGAAGGAGUCCGGCUAUGAUCAGCAAAGGUCUGAGAUGGGAGUUCAGAGGGUUCUCCAGGUGGAUCUGAAAAUGGAAAGCUUUCCAGAGCCGCUGGGCAGCCGCUGGAUGGCCUGGCAGGUGGAGUACCCGGCCAGCCGUGCUGUCACACAAGAGGUGGAGACGGAGAUCCGUCUGGCGCAGGAGGACCUAGCCGGCAUUGUGCCCCUGGCCAUGGACUCUGAGAUAUUGAACACCGCCGUGCUGACUGGGAAGACAGUGGCUGUCCCAGUGAAGGUGGUGACCAUUGGAAUAGAUGCCUCUGUUAUUGAUGUCUCCGAGGCAGUCAAGUGUCGCUCCACAGACGAGGAUGUGGUCAAGGUGUCAGACAGGUGUGACUACGUUUUCGUGAAUGGCAAGGAGAUGAAGGGCAAGGUGAGGAUGAUGGUGAACUUCACCUACGGAUACCUGAGCGCUCAGCUGGAGCUCAACGUGUGGAUCCCUCGACUCCCCCUCCAGAUUGAGGUGUCAGACACGGAGCUGAGCCAGAUCAAAGGGUGGAGGGUACCCGUCAUGGCCACCAGUCAGAGGUCCACGCGGGACAGCGAGGACGAGGACGACGAAGACAGACGAGGACGGAGCUGCACUCUGCAGUAUCAGCACGCCAUGGUCAGAGUCCUGACCCAUUUUGUGGCCGAGUCAGCCGAUCCUCGAGGCCAGACCAGCUUCAUGCUGGGCACCGACUGGCAGGUGGAUAUCACGGAGCUGGUGUGGGACUUCCUGAAGGUGGAGGACCCCCAGAUCGCACAGCUACUGGACAGGAGGAUACUGGUGGGACUGGACGUGGGGAUGACCACUAUCCAGGUCUUGUCUCCUUUGUCAGACUCGAUCCUGGCAGAGAAGACGAUCACAGUGGUGGAUGACAAAGUGACCAUCACUGAGUUGGGGGUCCAGCUGGUGACCGGCCUCUCUAUGAGCCUGCAGCUCAGUCCGGGAAGCAACAGAGCCAUCCUGGCUACCACGACCACACAGGAGGUUUUGCAGAGCCCCAAGCAGGAGGCUUUGAUCAGCGCCUGGCUACAGUUCAGCGACGGCUCCGUGGCUCCUCUAGACCUGUACAACGCUGACUUUUUUGUCCUGACAGCCACCUCCCUGGACGAAGAAGUAGUGACAGUGCAGCAGAACCCCUCGUGGAAAUGGCCUGUCAUCGUGACCGAGGCGGAGGGACAAGGCCUGUUGGUUAGGGUGGAAAUGACUGUUUGCGAAAUGUGCCAGAAGUUCAAGCGUCGCAGCAUCCUGGCAGCGGGGAACUGUAACAUCAGGGUGAAGUUUGGUCAUGACAGGGGAGGUAACAGCGACUACGGCCCUGAUGGAGACGAUAUGGAGAACAGAGGCAGGCUCCCCCCUUCACAGGAUAGGACUGGCCUUGACACCCACUACUAUGGUAGCUCCAUCUCUGACAUGGAGGAUGGGGUGUUGAGGAGAGCCACCACCACGAGAAGCGCAAUAAUGCGCAGACCCAAUGGCAAUAAGCUUUCAGAUGAUGGUAGCCAAAACAUGCCAAUUGAUUUUGCUGACUUCCCCGCGCAAGUGGACCUCCCCCGUGGCCGCAAUAUGGACGACGACCUCAUUCAGACUGCUCGUGGGCUCACAGACCUGGAGAUCGGCAUGUACGCCCUACUGGGAGUCUUCUGCCUCGCCAUCCUGGUCUUCCUCAUCAACUGCAUCUCCUAUACCCUGAAAUACCGCCACAAGGAGCUCUCGAUCGAGGGCCAGGAGAACAUGAACCACGCCCACGAUUGGGUGUGGUUGGGGAACGAGGCGGAGCUGCUGGAGAGCCAGAUCAGCCUGUCGCCCCAGCAGGAGGAGCAGACCUCCAUGAUGGACUCGAGCAGCGGACUCGAGGAAGGCAGCCACUUGCUGAACGGAGGCUCGGCUCAGAAGAACGUGCAGGGCCAAGUGCAUCGGGCGGCGGACACGGGUUGCAUAGCCAAGGACAGCAAAGGAGACUCACCCACGACCAAGAGGAAGCGAGUCAAGUUCACCACAUUCACCACCAUCCCGUCGGACAGUAGCUACCCCACUGUCAACACACUGACUGGAAGCCACAGCCAGGACAUUAAGUGGGUGUGCCAAGACGUAGAGCUGGGAGACUCCAAGGAGUUGCGCAACUACAUGGAAAGAGGAAAGCGGGUCUGGACAGAAACCGGACCUCCAGGAGGUGAAAGAGGAGGACUUCAGAAUCACCCCAAACUGCCAAAGGGUCAUUAAAGUUAAGAGGAUUGUCCAAGUGACUGAGGAUGAAUAAGUAACGGAAAAAUAUUUCAAUGAACAAGGACGUCAGGUGGUUCUUUUCUUUUUCAUUUGUUUAUCAGAUGAUUACCUUUUUAUCAUUGUUUUAUUACUACAGGGUUUUAGGUAGAAUCAAGUAAUGAUCCUGCAGCCAACAAUGACCUGUGAUAAUCCAGACCACAUGUAAAUGUUAAAACAAAAACAGUAACAUGACUUAGAUAGAUGUUCUGAAUGUGUGUGUACAUUAAAUGGUUUUGGAAGUUUUGUAACAUUUUGGAUAUUAAUUUUACUACGCCAGAUCCUUAUUCUGUGGAAGAGUUCUGGGGAGGCCAAAGCAAAAGCCAAGAGAAAUUUCUGCAUGUUGUUGGAACAAAAAAAAAACAAAAAAAAAAGAUUAAAAAAAAAAAAAAAAGAGGCACAACUUUCCGGUUCAUUAUCAUCCUCCUUAACACGGCAGAAGACCUGUUAUGUAUAUACCGAACAGUCUCCAAAGCAUUGUAUUGUUGCUCUGUAUAUUGUAUUUUCAUAACAUUUAAGAAAUACACAACAAUGUCAAGAGCGUGUAUUAGCUUUUAUUGACCGCAGCAUCACCAGGCCAUUCAUUUUAAGAAGAAGGAGGAAAAGCCAAUUACACAUUCAUCUUUUGUAUCAAGAGAAUUUUACGGGAUGCAGUUUAGCCACAAGCCACGGCACAAUCAGCUCCCCUUUAAUGCCGGCCAGUGGAGGAAGGCAGCGGCUAUUAAUACUCUCAUCUCGACUAUUAGAACACAGCGCCCGAACAUGACGGCCAGUGUAUGAAGGAGCUUUUAAAUGAAAUUGGUAAUGUGACAUUUUCUCCUGCCACCCCCCCUCAGUUUAAAGUUGUUUGAGCUUUGAAGAAAAUGCCAAUUAAGGUCUCGUUAACCUCUGGACC
This is a messenger RNA of Larimichthys crocea (large yellow croaker), 5275 nucleotides long. RefSeq names its product transmembrane protein 132C. Bases 1039 to 4341 code for a protein of 1100 amino acids. NCBI's taxonomy places the organism in Eukaryota, Metazoa, Chordata, Actinopteri, Sciaenidae. The record is from RefSeq and is a predicted model, not a curated record. The transcript has 10 exons.